Dentiscutata heterogama is the source of this 324-nucleotide messenger RNA. Lineage: Eukaryota; Fungi; Glomeromycota; Glomeromycetes; Diversisporales; Gigasporaceae. The record is from the annotation of a GenBank genome assembly.
ACAUCACUUAAAUUUGAUCAUUCCACACAUUCGAUGCCUACACACCUAAAAAGAACUAAAAGCCGUUCAUACCUAAAAACGGAAGAUGAAGACGAUGACAGUCAAGAUGAUAAUUAUCAUCAAGACAAAAAAACAAAACAAGAAGCUACUAUGCAAAAAAGGAAGCCACAAUUAUGGACAAAAGAGGAGGAUGCAAUGUUGCUUGAAUUGAUUCAUAAACAUGGGUUCAAAGCUAGCAUUAUUAGAGAUGAAAUGGGAAGGAAACGUGGAUUAUCUUCUUAUAUUUCACGAUGGGAGGUUUUAAAGAAAAAAGCUUUAAUUUAA